This is a messenger RNA of Hemibagrus wyckioides, 3039 nucleotides long. RefSeq names its product Wnt ligand secretion mediator (gene wls). Gene Ontology annotation, biological process: Wnt protein secretion; Wnt signaling pathway; intracellular protein transport. The record is from RefSeq and is a predicted model, not a curated record. Gene Ontology annotation, cellular component: organelle membrane; endomembrane system. Gene Ontology annotation, molecular function: Wnt-protein binding. The coding region runs from base 205 to 1833 and encodes 542 amino acids. The transcript has 12 exons. NCBI's taxonomy places the organism in Eukaryota, Metazoa, Chordata, Actinopteri, Siluriformes, Bagridae.
UGGGGAAAGCAAAAAAAGAAAAGACUUGGAAGCAGGGAUCACAGUUGGAUCUGGCAACCCAGGCCGGCUCAGCGGGGGCUGCUCUCAGUCUCAGUCCGGAUCUCAGUCCACCUGGAUGCGGUCACUUCUCUGUCCUCUGCUUUAACUUUCCCUUUAUAUUUUUUCUUUUUACUUCUCCUCGGGACGCAAACAAGGCGCAAUAAAAUGGCCGGAGCGAUCAUCGAGAACAUGAGCACCAAAAAGUUGGUGAUUGUGGGAAUUGUUCUGCUGCUCUUCCAGGCUUUUGCCUUCAUGGUCGGAGGGCUGAUCGCCCCCAGUCCCACCACCGCUGUCCACUACUUGGCUACCAAGUGUGUGGACAACCAGAAGGGACACCUUCAGGGCCGGAAGUGGUUCAUGCCCUGGGGUCCGAACCAAUGUGACAAGAUCCGAGACUUCGACGAAGCCAUGGCUAAGAGGAUCGAGGCCAACAACAUCGUCUUCUCCGUCCACAUCCCUCUGCCCAAUAAAGAGAUGAGUCCCUGGUUCCAGUUCAUGCUGGUCAUCCUGCAGUUUGACAUUGCCUUCAAAUUGUACAACCAGAUCGAGGACAAAGCCAUGGUCACUAUAGAUGUCAGCCUGGCCUACAGAGACGACACGGUGAGCGAGUGGACAGAGAUGGCUCACUCGUUGGAGCAACGUAAACUCAGCUGUAACUUUACUACAGCCAAGAUCAUAGAGAACGAGGGUCGCUACUAUGAGUGUGACCUCUUGCCCUUCAUGGAGGUCGGCACAGUGUCCCACAAAUACUACCUGGUGAACAUCAGGUUGCCGGUGAACGAGCGCAAAAAGGUGAACGUGGGAAUCGGCGAGAUCAAAGACAUCCGCUUGGUGGGAAUCCAUCAGAACGGCGGCUUCACUAAGGUCUGGUUCGCCAUGAAGACCUUCCUCACUCCCAGCAUCCUCAUCAUCAUGAUCUGGUACUGGAGGAGGAUUACCAUGAUGACGAGACCACCCGUCCUGCUGGAGAAAGUGAUAUUUGCACUAGGGAUCUCCAUGACCUUCAUCAACAUCCCAGUGGAGUGGUUUUCCAUCGGAUUCGACUGGACGUGGAUGUUGCUGUUCGGAGAUAUCCGUCAGGGAAUCUUCUACGCCAUGCUCCUCUCCUUCUGGAUCAUCUUCUGUGGAGAACAUCUCAUGGACCAAACAGAGAGGAAUCGCUUCUCCAUGUACUGGAAGCAGGUUGGACCCAUCGUCUUCGGCUCCUUAUGCCUCUUCAUCUUCGAUAUGUGUGAGAGAGGAGUGCAACUGACCAACCCCUUCUACAGCAUCUGGGCUUCGGAUGUUGGCACCGAACUGGCCAUGGCGUUCAUCAUCGUGGCUGGAAUCUGCGCCUGCCUCUACUUCCUCUUCCUGUGCUUCAUGGUGUUCCAGGUGUUCAGAAACAUCAGCGGGAAACGAACGUCUCUGCCGGCGAUGACCAAAGCUCGGCGUCUGCAUUACGAGGGUCUCAUCUUCCGCUUUAAGUUCCUGAUGCUGGUCACUCUGGCAUGUGCGGCCAUGACGGUCAUCUUCUUCAUCAUCAGUCAGGUAAAUGAAGGACACUGGCACUGGGGAGAUUACACUGUUCAGAUAAACAGCGCGUUCUUCACCGGGAUAUACGGCAUGUGGAACCUGUACGUCUUCGCCCUCAUGUUCCUGUACGCGCCGUCACACAAACGCUACGGAGACGAACAGUCCAGCGGAGAUCAGGGAGGGAACAGUGGUGAGGACAUCCAGCUCACCACCACCAUCACCCACGCUGACGGACCCACCGAGGUGUACAGAAUGAUGGGAAAGGAGUCGCAGGAGUAGUUUGGCGACGGCUUCUUAUCUCACUUCCUUCCUCCAUCUUCCGACGUUUUCUAGCCAUUGCUCUUUUAUACCCUCCUCCUGAUGUGUGCUGUUCGGGCUCCUGAUCCAUCUUCUCAUCCAAGUGCCCUUCGUGCUCUAGUUCUCUUUUAUUUUUUAUCUUCUCCUUUGUAGAUUUCCUCGGUCAGAUUCAGCAUAAGCUUGUAUAACGAGAUCAAAAAGCUGUCCGCGAUGCCGCCUACUUGGGCCACACUUUUUCCAGAUUAAAUUGAAAGGAUUGGGAUUUUUCCCUUCAACAAAUUCCUUAAUGUACAAAAUAUCGCCAUUUUUUAUACCAGUGUUUUUAGCUGGCAUGCUACCUAACUGGGUAGCAUGCAAGCUAAAAAGCUCAGCUAGAAUAGUGACAGGACUUCCUUUCGUUUUUUGGGAGGGGGGAUUUUUUUUUUACCCUCCAGUUUUCCCAAAACUCAUCUAAAAAACUUUACUGGAUAAAAUGAAAUAUUAAGACACUUUUAGGAAGGAUUAAUGGCAGCGAGGAAGUCGAUAAGCAGGAGUUUAAAAACCCCAUUUUGGAUUGUAACCUCAGAGAGGAACCGCUUCUGUAGAGGAGGGAUUGGUGAGAUGGAAUUUGGUGCCAUCUUGUGGACGGAAGAGGAAUGGCAGUUAAGAAGUGUAUGGCGGUCAAUCGUUAGAAAGAAAAUUCUUGUUCAUCACCACAGAGGUAUUUUAUUUUUUUGUAGUUCAGUAUUCUCUCAUCUAGCAUUGUGUGGAUGAUGAUCAUGGGGUAGAGUAUCGCAAUACUUUAUGGUAUUGCAUCAUUUAAGAGGAGUCGUCUUGAAAAAAAAUUCUGCAAAAUAAAGAAGUAUCCUUUGUAAAUGGUGCCAUCAUAUAGUGGUGUGUCUGUCACUGAUUUGGUCACAGGAUAUUACCUAAUGUGUCUUUUCCCUUUUUUUUGCAUUUCAUGUGAUUUAAACGAAACACCAUGUCAGCCUUUUUUUAAAGUUGUGAUCUAGUAUACGCCCUUCCUCUCCUCUCCUCCAGACUCCACGUUCGUAACACCGCAGCGUUCUGCAUCUUCACUCUAUCAUGUUUUUACACAACACUCAUACCUAGUAUGCUAUGAUGUAGAUAUAUUUUUUAUAAAGUGCUUAUUUUCAACUGUGUUAGCUGUAUCACUGUCUGUUGUAUAAUAAAAGGACUUUUUCACAA